This is a messenger RNA of Salvelinus namaycush (lake trout), 1650 nucleotides long. RefSeq names its product netrin-G1-like. The transcript is spliced from 7 exons. Bases 34 to 1650 code for a protein of 538 amino acids. Lineage: Eukaryota; Metazoa; Chordata; Actinopteri; Salmoniformes; Salmonidae. Gene Ontology annotation, molecular function: cell-cell adhesion mediator activity. The record is from RefSeq and is a predicted model, not a curated record.
CUGCAGGCACUGUGGGCCAGUGUGUGCCAGACCAUGCAGCACUACCCAGCCUGGGGACACUACGACGUGUGUAAGUCUCAGGUGUACACGGACGAAGGCCUCACCUGGGAUUACAUGGCCUGCCAACCUGAGGCCAUGGACAUGACCAAGUACCUGAAGGUUACGGUGGACCCACCCAACAUCACCUGUGGAGACCCACCUGAGACAUACUGCGCCCUGGAGAACCCGUACAUGUGUAACAAUGAAUGUGAUGCCGAAAACGAGGACCUGGCCCACCCACCGGAGCUCAUGUUCGAUUUCGAGGGCCGCAACCCCACAACCUUCUGGCAGUCCAGUUCCUGGAAGAAGUACCCCAAAGCCCUCCUGGUCAAUAUCACACUGUCGUGGAGCAAAACCAUCGAGCUGACCGACGACAUCGUGGUCACCUUUGAGUCAGGCCGCCCGGAACAGAUGGUUCUGGAGAAAUCUCUGGACUACGGUAAGACCUGGCAACCCUACCAGUUCUACGCCACAGACUGUCUGGACGCUUUCACCAUGGAUGCCAAGACUGUCCAGGACCUGACCCAGCACACUCUCCUAGACAUCAUCUGCACUGAGGAAUACUCCAGGGGCUACGUGUGGAAGUAUGACAAGACGGUGCGCUUCGAGAUCAAGGACCGCUUUGCACUGUUCGCCGGACCACGGCUCCACAACAUGGCGUCCCUCUACGGUCAGUUAGACACCACCAAGAACCUGAGAGACUUCUUCACCAUUACAGACCUGAGGGUCCGGCUCCUCCGACCAGCCACAGGGGCCACCAUGGUAGACGAGAACAACCUGUCCAGAUACUUCUACGCCAUCUCUGACAUCAAGGUCCAGGGAAGGUGCAAGUGUAACCUUCACGCCAAUAGUUGUGUGUUUGACAAAGAGACGCUAAAUUGUGAGUGUGAGCACAACACCACGGGGCCGGACUGUGGCCGCUGUAAGAGGAACUACCAGGGACGGACGUGGAGCGCAGGCUCCUAUCUACCCAUCCCCAAGGGCACGGCAAAUACCUCUCCUCAAGUUGCUUUGUCAACUGUCCCUUCAGUUCAAGUUGCAAACAGCAAGCGAGACUGCGAAUGCUUUGGACACUCCAACCGCUGCAGCUACAUCGAGCUGCUAAACUCUGUCAUUUGCGUGAGCUGUAAACACAACACUAGGGGCCAGCACUGCCAGGAUUGCAAGCAGGGCUACUUCCGAAAUGCUUCUGCGGAGCUGGAAGAUGAGAAUGUGUGCAUAGACUGUAGUUGUAAUCCCUAUGGCUCAGACAGUGUUCGCUGUAAUGGCACAGGAUUUUGUAAAUGUAAGGAGGGAACUACAGGGGCUAAGUGUCGAGAUUGUCUGCCGGGAUAUUUGUGGGACAAUGGCUGCAAAUCCCGAGUGUGUGACAACGAGCUGCUGCGCUGCCAGAACGGCGGUGUGUGUCUGAACAACCUGCGGUGCCAGUGUACCGCAGCAUUCACGGGCCUGCUGUGUGAGAAGCCCCGCUGUGAGUCGGAGCUGGGGGGCUGUGGUGGGCCCGACUCGGGCCAAGCCGCCCUCUCGUCUACACCACUCUCCACCUUGCUGCUGCUCCUGCUGGGCUCGACGCUGCUCAGAGAGGCCUCCUACAGGCCCACCCUGCUCUGA